ACAUCACCCAACGCUCCACCACCACAUCCUCUGUCGACAACACCACCACCAUGUCUGCCGUUCAGAGCGUUCAGUGCUUCGGCAAGAAGAAGACUGCCACUGCCGUCGCCCACACCAAGCAGGGCAAGGGUUUGAUCAAGGUCAACGGCAAGCCUCUUUCGCUCGUUGAGCCUCAAAUCCUCCGCUUCAAGGUCUACGAGCCUCUCCUCAUCCUUGGCCUCGACAAGUUCGCCGACGUCGACAUCCGCGUCCGCGUCCGUGGAGGUGGUCACACUUCGCAAGUCUACGCGAUCCGUCAGGCUAUUGCCAAGAGCAUCAUUGCCUACUACCAAAAGUACAUCGAUGAGCACAGCAAGAACCAGCUGAAGCAGGCUCUCGUCGCGUACGACCGUACUCUGCUCGUUGCCGACAACAGACGUUGCGAGCCAAAGAAGUUUGGUGGUCCAGGUGCCCGUGCCCGUUACCAGAAGUCUUACCGUUAA
This is a messenger RNA of Sphaerulina musiva SO2202, 482 nucleotides long. Its product is annotated as 40S ribosomal protein Rps16. Bases 51 to 482 code for a protein of 143 amino acids. The transcript has 3 exons. Gene Ontology annotation, biological process: translation; maturation of SSU-rRNA from tricistronic rRNA transcript (SSU-rRNA, 5.8S rRNA, LSU-rRNA). Gene Ontology annotation, cellular component: cytosolic small ribosomal subunit; ribosome. Lineage: Eukaryota; Fungi; Ascomycota; Dothideomycetes; Mycosphaerellales; Mycosphaerellaceae. The record is from RefSeq and is a predicted model, not a curated record. Gene Ontology annotation, molecular function: structural constituent of ribosome; RNA binding.